AUUGAUGUUGCCUGGCUUUAAGACUAGCGCAGCCUCCAAACGUUCAUACCACAAUCACAAAACAGAGCAUUUUAUGAACUAGUCUUGAUACGAGUUAAGUCAUCAAAAGGCUGCAAUACUAAGGGGUAAAUGCCUAACAAAACACCUCGUUGCUCAGGCCCCAAAGAAAAAAUUCUACAAUGGGGACAAAAAUGUCCAAUUUACAUUGAAUGCCGACACGACAGUAUAUUUGAUCCAUUUUCAUGUACAUCUUGAGACACACAUUCUACUAUAGUUAGUAAACAACACGAUUAAUAAUUCCAGUAGUUUCAGUUACUGUUGGUAGAGGUGCUCAGAGUUAUGAGAAGUAAAAGUAGAAACAUGUCAACAUUUCCCCAAAGACCAACUCUCCAAACGCUCAGUCUGGUUGCAAUGGCCACUACAGCCUGAGUACAAUGAAGCUCAAAUUUUGAAAAACACAUGAUAGGUUCUGGAGAGUUUUUGUGUAUAGGGCAUGGUGUGGGGUGGGGGUGUUUUGUCAUUAUGCUUACAGAAUAUCUGUUCAAAAAUGCAUUCAAACCUAAAUGAAGAAGUUCAACUUCAUUCGAUAUUCUCCCUUGACUUCCACUCGGGGCAGGGCAAUAAAUCAAGGCCAUCAAUAUGAAUCGCUAGUCGACUCGGCACUGGUAGUAGUCUCGAUGAGUCGACUGGUCAGACCGCACAGAGCCCAAAUUGUCAUAACGGCCCCCUGAGGGAAACCGUAACUGCAAUGUGGUCCGUGACAAAAAAGAGUUUCACGCCCCUUUUUUGAGCACGUGUGUGUGUGUGUGUGUGUGUGUGUGCGUGUGUGCGUGUGUGCGUGUGCGUGUGAGAGACAGAUGCAGUGACGACCUAGAAGAUGAAAAUCCACAAAAAGGACAAGCAGCAGCAGACGUUGGGCGGCCUCCCAAAGCACGCGCCGCUGGCGUCAGCUUCGCCGCCGGAGCAGACCGGCGGUCCGCAGAUUUCGCUGCCUGCAAUCCCCAGGGCCCACCUCCUGGUGGGCUCUAAGGACCAGCUCCGGCUUCUGGCACCUGUGGGCAGCUUGUCCAACCACUGCAAGGCCCCCGCCCUGGUAGUGACGGCGACCCCGCGACCCCCCUCUUCCCUGAGCGAGGAGGAUGACGAUGGCGGCGGGACCGUCGGCAGGUUGAGGAAGAAACGCAAGAAGAAGGACAAACGGGAGCGGGCGGAGGGCGACAACAGAGCCUCGGUGAAGAAGCGCAAGCAGGCCAGGGAGGUGCCUGUCGCCACCGUGCUUCCAAAUAAGAGGAAGAAGAGCAGGACCAAAGGGAGGGGGGACACCACCCCGGACGACCGGGCUGAGCUCAAGCACGAUGCCGGGCGGAAAAACGCCUCUGCCCCCACAGCCGUGCCGGUUCCCUCAGAGGUGCCCGUUAAGGUGCCUGGAAAACGAGGGAGGAAACCCAAGAUCAAAAUCCUGCCCCCUCAUCCCCCUCAUCAAGCCACACCUGCUCCAGCCUCAGCCCUGCCCCCUAAGAACCACAACCUAUCCGGCCUCAAGACCAACCUCUACUCUGUGCCUAAGCAAAGGGCCCGCAAACCCAGAGAUGCUAGCGCCGCCCCGGUGGAGAGGAAGAAGAAGGCCAAAAGGAGAAAGCAGAUGGCGGCGCUCCCCGAGGGGGCCGAAAGUGACGACACCACCUCGCUGUCGGUCAACACGGGCGGAGAGGACAGCCAGGACCCUAUGGACAACGCGAAGCGGCGCUCAGGGCGUCAAGUGAAACGCCGGAAGUACAACGAGGAUUUGGACCUGAAGGUGGUGGACGACGACGGAGAGACCAUUGCCGUGCUGGGAGCCGGACGCAUCGCAGCGCUCAGUGCUACCGCGCUGGCCUGGCAAGCCGAGGAGCCGCCCGAGGAUGAGGCCAACAUUAUAGAGAAAAUCCUGUCUGUGCGACCAGUCAAGAAAGAGCAGACGUCGUCGCCGGAGGAGCAAGCCGACGAGACGGAAGAGUUUUACGUCAAAUACCGAAACUUUUCCUACCUGCAUUGCAAGUGGGCCACGCUAGGUGAGCUGGAGAAAGAUCCCAGAAUCCACCAGAAGAUCAAACGCUUCAGGACCAAGCGGGCGCAGAUGAAGCACCUUUUCAGCGAGCCUGACGAGGAUUUGUUUAAUCCCGACUACGUGGAGGUGGACAGGGUGCUGGAGGUGGCCGUUACCACGGACACGGAGACCGGAGAGGAGGUGACGCACUACCUGGUCAAGUGGUGCAGCCUGUCCUAUGAAGAGGCCACCUGGGAGCUCCAGGAGGACUUGGACCCUGAGAAAAUCAAAGAGUUUGAGGAGAUUCAAAAGCUGCCGCCAGACUUGCGACAUGUGGAGCGUCCUCCUCCGGACAAAUGGCAGAAGUUGGAGCGCUCACGAGAUUACCGCAAUGGGAACCAGCUGAGGGAGUACCAGCUGGAGGGCAUGAACUGGUUGCUCUUCAACUGGUACAACAGGAAGAACUGCAUCCUGGCGGAUGAAAUGGGCCUGGGCAAGACCAUCCAAUCCAUCACUUUCUUGUACGAGAUGUUCAGCAUGGGCAUCCGGGGGCCUUUCCUGAUCAUCGCGCCCCUCUCCACCAUCACCAACUGGGAGCGCGAGUUCCGCACCUGGACGCGCAUGAACGUCAUCGUGUACCACGGCUCGCAGAUCAGCCGCCAGAUGAUUCUGCAGUACGAGAUGUUCCAUCGCAAAGCGCAGGGCAAUGCGGCGCCGAGCGUGCUCAAAUUCCACGCGCUGAUCACCACCUUCGAGAUGGUGAUGGCCGACUGCCCCGAGCUGAAGAAGCUGCAGUGGCGCUGCGUGGUCAUCGAUGAGGCGCACCGCCUCAAGAACAGGAACUGCAAGCUGCUGGAAGGACUCAAACUCAUGAACUUGGAGCACAAGGUUCUGCUGACGGGAACGCCACUGCAGAACUCGGUGGAGGAGUUGUUCAGCUUGCUCAACUUCCUGGAGCCGCUGCAGUUCCCCUCGGAGAGCGCCUUCCUCGACGAGUUUGGGGACCUGAAAACCGAGGAGCAGGUGAAGAAACUUCAGGCUAUCUUGAAGCCCAUGAUGCUGAGGAGGUUGAAGGAUGACGUGGAGAAGAACCUGGCCCCCAAAGAGGAGACCAUCAUUGAGGUGGAGCUGACCAACAUGCAGAAGAAAUACUACCGGGCAAUUCUGGAGAAGAACUUCUCCUUCCUGUCCAAAGGAGCCAACCAGCACAACAUGCCCAACCUCAUCAACACCAUGAUGGAGCUGCGCAAGUGCUGCAACCAUCCUUACCUGAUCACCGGGGCCGAGGAGAAGAUCCUGGAGAGCUUCCGCAAGAAUCACGGGGCCGACGCCUGCGACUUGCAGCUGCAGGCCAUGAUACAGGCGGCUGGCAAGCUGGUGCUCAUUGACAAGCUGCUGCCCAAACUGCUGAGCGGUGGACACAAGGUCCUGGUCUUCUCGCAGAUGGUCCGCUGCCUCGACAUCCUCGAGGACUACCUCAUACAGAGACGCUACACGUACGAGCGCAUCGACGGACGCGUCCGCGGCAACCUGCGUCAGGCGGCCAUUGACCGCUUCUGCAAGCCGGACUCGGACCGCUUUGUGUUCCUGCUGUGCACGCGGGCGGGCGGCCUGGGCAUCAACCUGACGGCCGCCGACACCUGCAUCAUCUUCGACUCGGAUUGGAACCCGCAGAACGACUUGCAGGCUCAGGCGCGCUGCCACCGCAUCGGCCAGAGCAAAGCGGUCAAGGUGUACCGCCUCAUCACCAGGAACUCCUACGAGCGAGAGAUGUUUGACAAGGCUAGCCUCAAGCUGGGCCUGGACAAGGCCGUCCUUCAGGACAUCAACCGCAAGGGCGGUCUCAAUGGGGUGCAGCAGCUGUCCAAGCUAGAGCUGGAGGACUUGCUGAAGAAAGGCGCCUACGGUGCUCUGAUGGACGAAGAGGACGAAGGCUCCAAGUUCUGCGAGGAGGACAUCGACCAAAUCCUGCAGAGACGUACGCAGACCAUCACCAUCGAGUCGGAAGGCAAAGGCUCCACCUUUGCCAAGGCCAGCUUUGUCUCCUCGGGUAACCGCACAGACAUCUCUCUUGACGACCCCAACUUCUGGCAGAAGUGGGCCAAGAUCGCCGAAGUGGAGAUCGACUCCAAGUCGGAGAAGGAGUCGCUGGUGAUCGACACGCCCCGCGUCCGGAAGCAGACGCGCCACUACAAUUCCUUCGAGGACGACGAGCUAAUGGAGUUCUCGGAGCUGGACAGCGACUCGGAGGAGAAGCCGUGCCGCACCCGCCGCCUGGGGGAGCGCAGCCGCCGCUAUCUGCGUGCCGAGUGCUUCCGCGUGGAGAAGAACCUGCUCAUUUUUGGGUGGGGCCGCUGGAAGGACAUCCUCCACCACGGUCGCUUCAAGUGGCACCUGACCGAGAGAGACAUGGAGGCCAUCUGCAGGGCUCUGCUGGUUUACAGUCUGAAGCACUACAAAGGUGACGACAAGAUCAAGAGCUUCAUCUGGGACCUGAUCUCCCCCAGCAAGGAGGGCCAGGACCAGGACCAAGAGCUGCUCAACCACUCCGGUCUAUCGGCACCGGUUCCUCGUGGACGCAAAGGCAACAGACCCAAGAGUCCGCUGACUGUUCCCGAGCUGAAGAAUGCCGACUGGCUGGCCCACUGCAACCCCGAAGUGGUUCUGCAGGACGACAGCUACAAGAAGCACCUCAAACAGCAUUGCAACAAGGUUCUACUGAGGGUGAGGAUGUUGUACUACCUGAAGGUAGAGGUUCUGGGUGAAGCAGCCAAUCAGGCUCUGGAGGGCACACCCGCCAGUAAGCUGGACAUGUCGCUGCCUGACAUCGACUACAUCGAGAUUCCGGCGUCGUGGUGGGAUGCCGAUGCAGACAAGUCUUUGCUUGUAGGCGUCCAUAAACACGGCUACGAGCGCUACAACGCCAUGCGGGCCGACGCCGACUUGUGCUUCCUGGAGAGGGUCGGCAUGCCCGACGUCACCGCGCUUUCCACCGAGCAGGGAGGAGGAGAGCCAGCUGCCGACGCCGCCGACAGCAUUGCAAAAGUGGACGACGUCACCGAGAACGCAAACAGUCAAAGUGAAGGAGGAGACGACAACGACAAGGGAGAGGAGAGCCGCUUGAGCACCGACGGCGCCGACAAGCCGGACGGCGGCGCUGCUGCCCCAGACUCGCAUGCAGCGGCUGCUGACUUGUGCGCCCAGGACGCCACGCUGGUGACGACCAUGUUCGGUGGGGCGGUGGGAAGCGGCACAGGAGUGGCGGCCCUCCAUGUGGUCCAUGCGCGCCCCCUUUGGCCCACCGGCCCGGCGCUGACAGCCCGCCUGCGCCGCCUCAUCACAGCCUACCAGCGCUUCACGCUGCGCCGCGAGCCCCCGCUGCGCCCCGACUUCCUACUCCACGACGGCCUGGCGGGCCUUGGGGUGGUGGCCGGCAGCGCGGGAGGCGCCCCUCUCGGGCACCACGCGGGGGGAGCACUGGCUUGGCAGCUUGGCGAGGAGUUGAGGCGCUGCUCCGCCUCCCACGCUGAAUCAGACGCUGUUUUUAUGGAGUGGCAGAGAAGAUGGAGCCGGCGCGAGCAGAUGGACUUUUACCGCACAGUGUCAUCCUUUGGCGUGGCCUUCGAUCCCGAGAGGAAAGCCUUCGACUGGUCGCAGUUUCGCGUGCUGGCGCGAUUGGAAAGGAAGACGGACGACAGCUUGGAAAGAUACUUCAAUUCCUUCGUCAGCAUGUGUCGCACCGCCUGCAAGCUCCCGCCCAGGAAGGAGGAAGGUUUGACGGACGCUGCCAUUCCAGUGGAGCCUCUGACAGAAGAGCGAGCUGCUCGGACCUUAUACCGCAUCGAGCUUCUCCGCAAGAUCCGCGAGCAGGUUCUGCGUCACCCGCUGCUGCCGGCGCGCCUGCAGCUGUGCCGCCCCUCGCUCUACCUCCCUGUGUGGUGGGAGUCGGGCAAGCACGACCGCGAUCUCCUGGUUGGGGCGGCGCGACACGGCCUGAGUCGCACCGACUUCUACAUCCUCAACGACCCGCAGCUCAGCUUCCUGGAGGCCCACCGCAACUACGUGAGGGGACACCACGCCUCGCAUCUUCACAGGCUGCCGCCCCCCCACUGUUGCCUGUACGACGUGGCCCAGCCUCCAGACUACCCCCAGCAGGCCGCCCAGCAGGUCACCAUUCCCUCUGCUCCCUCGUCGUCCUCCUCCUCCUCUUCUCACCUCCGCGCUCCGCCUCCACCUACCUUGGACGAGGCGACCGCUACAGGCCUGGGAAUGGUUUCCACCUCUCGGGGGGACUUCCUGGACUGCCCUCCACUGGACGAGAGCCUGGCCGACCUGGACCCCAUGUCUGCGGAAGCCUUGCACGGCGCCAAGGCCUCUAAGGACGCCCUGAACGGCUUCCCCUUCAACUCAGCGGCGGGCGGUCAGAGAAUGCUUAACCCGUAUGGACGACUGGGCGGGGCCGAUCUCUGCUCCGAGUUGAGGAGCGACGUGCUGGUGGGUGAGCAGGGAUCGUCCGAAGAGACCGGGCUGCUGGCGCCGUCCGUGGAGCUGGAUCGGCUGCAGGCGCCCUGGGACGGGACCGACCACUCCAGCCCAGCUCACCACAUGUUCAACGAGUCGGACCCCAUCUUGGGUCCCACGGGCUUCCUGGAGGAGGACGAGGAGUCUGGGCGGGGCAAUGGCACAGCCGAUGGGACUCUGGAAGAGUGUCUGGGCCUCCCUCCCCCGUCUUCGCCCUCUCACCCCUCUGCCGCAGACUCCGUAGAGUCGUCCAGUUUCCUGCUUUUCAAGGACAUUGGAGUGAACGAAGAAGCAGGCGUGGAGCAAAACGACCUGGCGGCGAGCCCGCUGCCGCCCUACAUCCCCCCGCACACCCCGCUCUCCUCGCCCGACAUCGCGGGCCACCGGGAGGAGGAUGUCGGGAGCCAGAACGCAGAUGGAGGUGAAAGUGAAGGCCCGGGCAGAGGUGGCUUCCGCUUUGACGGCAAGUGCCAAGACGUGGGCACGGAAAAAGAUGGCCUUCUGCUUGACGCGCACAAAGGUAUCGGCACAAGUGGCUGCAAAAAAGCUCGGCUCGUGGCCUCUCCGUCAACGUACGAGGCCGUUCUUCCGAGUCUGCGUCUGCCUUUGGACUUGGCACACAUGGGUGCCGGCGAGCCUCCGUCGUCGGCGUUGAGGGAUCCGGUGGACGGCAUGGAGGUUCCCAACCAGCUCAUGUGUCCCAUGGAGGAGGUAGACACCCUGAUGUUUGCCGAGGAAGAAGAGGAGGAGGAGAACGACGACGAGGAGCGCACCGGCGUGACCGACUUGAUGACCGGGGCUCACGGAGCGCUUCUCCAAGAAGACGGAUGCCUCAGCGGCCAGCCCGUUGCCGAGCGGACGGCCGACGGCUUCUGUCUUCUGGACGACACUACGGCGGACCAGCGGGGUGAGCCGGCAGCGCCGCCUUCAGAGGAGAAAUCGGAGCUCCGGAUCAAGACCGACGACCAGGACCUUGAGACGAGCACCGUCAAGUCGGAAGUCGGAGUCCGCCGAGAAGGCGAAUCCGUAGAACAGGACGCCCUCCGGCCCUCAGCUGAGGAAACCGAGCCGGGUGCUCUGGACUCGAACGACAGUGGGCGGAACUUUGUGGAGGCCAAAACAGAGCGGCCGGGCCAACUCAGGGGUCAGCCCAAGGACGACGACAUGCCCUCCUCACCAGUGACUGCUGCCGAGGACUAUUCUCGAAGUCCCAGCUUUACCGCUCCCUUCACUGUGUGCGAGUCCCCCGAAAUCCACGACGCCCGGGAGCCCACCAUUGCUCAGCUGCUCCAGGAGAAAGCGCUUUACUCCUAUUCCGACUGGCCCAAGGACCGCGUGAUCAUCAACCGUUUGGAUAGCAUCUGCCACGCCAUUCUGAAGGGCAAAUGGCCUUCGGCCAGUGACCAGUACGACUCACCGGCCUCAGUCUGUGCCAACCACUUGGCCCGGCAGCAGCUGCAGCGCACUGCCUUCAACCCGGGCCCGGCCUUCCCCAUCAUACCGCCUCCUCUUGCCAGACUGCCCAAGUACUCGGGGCGGGGCGGCGGCCGCGGGGCUUGGCGCCUCACCUCCCUCCCUUUCUUACAGGAGAGACUGGUGGCAUCGGGCUUCCUCCCCGAACUCAAGCGUUCCGGAGGGCGGCACUCCUUCGACUACGAAGCAGCGGCAACGGCUAAGGCCCUAGCAGGGAAGGCAGCGGCGAGCAGGACGCCCGGGGUGGACGCACCGCCGGCCAAUCUCUUGAUGAACGGUUGGCAGGAGGCGGCAAUGGAUCUCAGCAAGUCGCCAGGCGACUCGCUGGCUUCUGGGUCAGGGGACGCUGCCCGCAAGGUGCCGCCGCCUAUUACGGCACCCCUGCCGGGCUCGGCGGCAAUGGACAUGGCGGGAAUCCUGCAGGCUGGGCUUAUCCACCCAGUGACAGGACAAAUUGUCAACGGAAGUCUGAGGGGCGACGACUGCCUGAGGAGGAGACGGGGACGCAGGAGAAACGUUGAGGCGCUCUACUCGGAAUUCACUAAAGCUCAAGCCAUGCGCCUCCCUGACACAGCACAGGGUCGCGCCGACGCUCUGAGCCCGUCGGCGGCGUCGCCAUCCACGUCAGCUCAGUCAGCCUCAUCCUCAGAGUGUCCAGCGGCGGCACCGCCUAUGACAUCGUCCGCACCCACUUCGGCGUCCACGCCGCCCCGCCCCGAGGCGGCAGCCAUGGAGCGGGAGGGGACCACCGGCAAAGGGUUGAUGGAGUGGCUGCGACACAAACCGGGAUACAGCUUGGACCUUCCUUUGGUUCAUGUUGGCACGGGCGUGUUGCACGGUUUGGUGGAGCGGCCCAAGCAGCGGCGCCACCGUUGCAAAGAUCCCACCAAGCUGGACGUCAACUCCCUGACAGGGGAAGAGCGCGUGCCCGUAGUGCACCGCGCCACCGGACGGCGGCUGGGUGGCGCGAUGGCUCCAGCCAUCAAGGAGCUGUCCCGCUGGUUGGAUGCCAACUCAGAGUAUUUUGUGGCUCCAGACUGGGCGGACGUGGUCAAACAUUCCGGUUUCCUCCCAGAGGGAAAGUUCUCCCGCAUCCUGACGGAACCGGUCAACCGAGACCCCUCGUCGCGCCGUCGCGGCCGCCGUCCGCGCAGUGAGAUGCCCAAACCCCUCCCGUCAGAUGCCUCGGGCCCGCCGCCGCCCAUCUUCAUGAACGGAGCCCUGUUGAGCGGCGUCGACUCAGUGGUGGCCAUGCAAAACCUGCGCAGCGGGUUGCCCGGCAUCCCUAUCUCCAGCAUCAUGGCGGCGGGUUUCCCUCACGUUUUUCCGGCGGGCGUGGGCGGGGCAUCGGCUGAGGAUGCCAAGAACGGCUUGAGCAUGUUACCCAUGAUGCUGCACGGCAUGCCGCCGUCCCCCCGCGGGGCCGCCGUCCCACAACAUGCACUGUUCAGUGUCAUGCCGCUGCACUCCCCCUCCUCCGCCUCGCCGGCCGCUAAAGCCACUGCCAGCGCAGCAGAGAUGGGCGGCGGCACCUCGGCGGCAUCCGCCGAGGCCGCCCCUUCCCAGGGCCAGAAUAACUGCGACCCGCAUCCCGGCGGCCAUCUGACUUUCAACCCCUUCCUGAUACCCGGCGUGUCGCACAGCCUGCUCUACCCGCAUAUGUUUGUGCCACACGGUGGCAUCAUGGCGCUGCCCGCCGUGCCGCACGGCGCCUCUGCUAACGAUGCCUCCCCGGGGAGCCCCAAGAGGAGGCGGCGGCGAGAGCGGGACGAGUCGGAGCGGGCCCCUCUGCGCCAGAAGCCUGAUUUGCUCCAGGAGCCAGAACCGCAGCCGCAUCGGGAGUCAGAACUCCAGGAGGGAGCGGAAUGCCGUCAGGAGUCGAAACAUUGCAAGGACCUGGAUCUGCGCCUGGAGCCGGAAGAGGAGCAGCAGCGCAGCGAGGAGCCACAGCCGCAGGCCGAGCGGAGCCCUUCUGUCCCGGUGCCCUCGCUGUCCCCGACACAAGAAGCGCACUGCCAUCAGAGGCCUGCGGGAGAGCCACGUGACCCAGAAAGGGGAGCAAGACAAGUGGAAAGACAGGAGCAGGGCGUCUAACAGUGUAGGAAGGAAAGUCUGAGUGUAACGUUUGUGCCCCAUCUGUCAGUCAGUCAUCCGACAUGAAUCCUCCUCCUUCUCGGACCAACAUGUUUUGUUUGACGUAGCCCCCUCCAUCGGAAAUACUCCUUUCUAUUCUCUGAGCUCCAAUGGUCCCUCUCGGGCGGGCACUUCCGUUUUCCACUUCAUCUCUUCAACGCCGACCCAUCACGACAAAAGCAAAGCAGAGAACAAUCAUGAUGCAUGUUUUUGGUUGUAUGAUUUUUGUUUUUUUAUGACUGAGAAGACCAUGCUUUCAAAAACGCACGCACGCGCACAAACACACAGUCACUUUCUUACUGACAAGUGUUAGAGCCAGUCAUCAACAAAUCCCCCAUCAAUAUAUGUACAUUCUCUUGAAGACAACGUUUUGUUGGGGAAAGACUUACAUUAAGCUUAAAAAAAAAAACACUUUAAUUUGAUUUGACUUUAUCCUUAUAAUAUUGCAACUUUUAGGGUAAAAGACUGGCGUCCAUGACAUGUUUUUGUGGAGUCCGUGGCUCUCUCACUCACUUUGACAGGUGCCGCAGGGAGCAGCAACACAUUAAUCAACACACAUUUGCACAGUUCCAUUGGGCAGGAACUUGGAAGCCAAUUCACUUGUCAUCAAUGCACACGUAUCCUUAAUUCGCCCAUUAAAAGGGAUUGUUUGUAUCUUUUGUGACAUUGCUACACAUUCACACACAACAGCCCUUUUUUUUAACUCGAGGGCAGAGGACGAGGUAAUUUGGAGUGUAGCUUGGAAAGUCAGAAGACCCCCCACACACACACGCACACACACACACUUACCCCACCAACCUGUUUGUCUCCCAACCAGCUUCGAAUUGGGUCGCAAUCGGACUCUACUGAGAAGUUUGGUUGAUGGGAGCGCUUCCGUUGGCAAAUAAAAAGCACCCAAAAUAUUUGCUUCUCAUUAGAACGUAAAACUCCCUGUUAAGCAGAAUGGCUUCUUGAGAUUUUCUUGUCCGGGAGCUGUCUGCCAAAUUUCUCGUCACGUGCGUAUUGAUUCAAACUAAAAUGGCCACUUGACAUCAAACAAACUUUUUUUUGGGCAUGGCCUUCAGAGACUCUUUUUGUGGGUCGGCAAAAUCCAGGCUGCUUGAUCAAGUCAAGUCAAGUUUAGUUAUAUAGCCCUAAAUCACAGACAAGUCUCAAAAGGUUUCACAUGUGCAAAAUUGACAAUUAUUCUCAACAUCCCCUGAUCUAAACUCCCAGGAGGGCAAGGAAAAACCCGUACUGGGGAAAAAUGAGAAACCUUGAGAAGAGACCACAGAUGGGAGGAUCCCCCUUCCAGAAUGACCAGGUUGCAAUGGAUACAGAGAGGGCACGUAGACCAUAAUGUAAAACAAUCCAAAGAAAAAAUAUAUGUCCAUAUUCAAAGUGAAGAGCUGCAGUGCCCUCAAUUGUCAUGGCAGUGUGAUCAAACUGGCUUUGGCGGUGGAUCCUCCCCACAAAGACAAACAUUGUUAGGUCCACUUGAAAUGGCCCUGCAAAGGUGGGCUUCCAAUCUAAAAGUGGCUUGCUUUUUUGCCCCCCCCCCACCGUGGCAUGUUGACCAAACAAAUCGCCUUCAGAUCAACCCCCUGUUAAAAUGUUUCCAUUCAUCUCCUACCUUCUGAUCAGCAAGUUGAAGAGGUACUCCCCAUAAUUCCACCCGUUGGUAAAAUACUAAAUGGGUUGUAGCGCUUUUCUACCUUUGCUACUCCGAGCGCUCUGCACUGCUUCCCUCGUUCACCUACUGAUGGAUGAGGCGGCAUCUAGAGCGACGCUUCGGCGCAGUCUUCACAGUGGCUGCAGAGCGAACCUCCGACCUCCGGCUUGGGAGACGACCACUGAGCCACGCCGCCCCCUUCCCAAAACUAAUUAGGUUGCCCUGCAAUAGUGCAAGUGCUACAUGUGGAAAUUUCACUCUAAAAGCCAGGACAACUGUUUUUGGCUAGUCGUGUAUAGAUGUACAUGUCCUGUAAAGUGUACAGUGCAGUAACGUCGCUGAUACUGAGCGCUGCUGUGACUGCUGACAAACUGCAAGUCAUUAACAUUUCCUGAGAUGCCGCAAAAGGGCACCCAAGCACUACUUUUCUGUUUCCAAAUGACGCUCCUGUCUCUUGAAUGUAGUCCUUUGGCAAUGAGAUGCUACGACAUGGCGCCAAAGCUCUACUUUUAUAUGCGACGAGGCUUGGUCGCCAACGUGGGCUGUUUCAGAAAGCACAAUGGAGCAAAAAGAAAAGCUUUGGGGUUAAAAAGCGGAAAAAAUAGGUUUGCAAACGUAUAUACACACAUAUGUAUAUAUCGACAAACACGUGUGGUGCUGUAUAUUGCUUUUUUUAAUGAUUCCUUUUGGCCUUCUGCUUGUAACUCAUUGGCUGACUGUGUGUGCGUGUGUGUGUGCGCGCGCGCACGUGCGCAGGAAGUUAUGAACAUCCAACAGGGUCACGCUGUUUUUGAAAUGACGUGAAAAAAAUACAUCAUUUUUGCACAGUCCUCGUGUGUGGCAAGACAAAAAAAA
Molecule: messenger RNA, 12659 nt
Organism: Syngnathus acus (greater pipefish)
Lineage: Eukaryota; Metazoa; Chordata; Actinopteri; Syngnathiformes; Syngnathidae
Gene: chd6
Product: chromodomain helicase DNA binding protein 6
Exons: 48
Coding region: 878-10114 (3078 amino acids)
Molecular function (GO): protein binding; ATP-dependent chromatin remodeler activity; ATP binding
Source: RefSeq, a predicted model, not a curated record